This is a messenger RNA of Peronospora matthiolae, 543 nucleotides long. The record is from the annotation of a GenBank genome assembly. Lineage: Eukaryota; Oomycota; Peronosporomycetes; Peronosporales; Peronosporaceae.
AUGCUGCAGCAGCAAGUGGACGACGUGAAGCGCCUGUGGGCCAACAAGCGGCAGCUGGCCCAUCAAGGCUUGAACCUCGCCAUGGUCGUGCUUACGGCUCUCAUGAUAUGGAAAGCACUCAUGACGUUCACAGAGAGCGAGUCGCCUGUGGUCGUCGUUCUGAGUGGCAGCAUGGAGCCGGCUUUCCAGCGCGGCGACAUUUUGUACCUGGACAACCGCAAACCGGAGCUCGAGAUUGGCGACAUUGUCGUGUACAAGGUCAAGGGCCGGGAAAUCCCCAUUGUCCAUCGAGUGCUGGAGCUGCACGAACGAGCCUCGGAUGGGUACCACGUAUACCUCACCAAGGGCGACAACAACAACGUUGACGACCGUGGACUGUACGCACACGGCCAGUCGUGGCUCGAGCGCGACGACAUUGUGGGCAUUGCUCGAGCAUCCGUUCCUUACGCCGGGAUGCUGACAAUCUUGCUGAACGACUACCCGAUGCUCAAGUACUUGUUGGUGGGUGGCAUGGGCUUCUUGGUGUUCACGCAGCGCGAGUGA